AAAUAAAUACUGAAAUAUAAAAGAAAAGAACAACAACAACAACUAGAACAACUGCAACACGUAACGGCAACAUGUCACACGCCGUCGCCAUCAAAACAGAAACGGAAAACUGCAUCAGCAGCAACAACAUCAACAGCCUCAAACAGUCGCCACAGCCCGCACAGCAACUGCACAACAGCAGCAGCAGCAGCAACAGCAGCAACAGCAGCAACUGCAGCAACAGCAGUAAUAACACCAGCACCAGCAGCAACAGCAGCAGCAGCAGCGGCAACAACAACAACAACAGCGAUGCUACAUUCUCAUUGCUGAAUGGCACUCACUCGCAUCAGCGCAGCAAUGGACUCACUGCUGCGGCGCACGCAGCUGUCAGCUAUGCCAGCUCCGGCAGCGGAAGUGGUGCGGGCACUGGCGGUGGUGCUGGUAGUGGUGGUGCGGGCGCGGGCGCCGCAGCUGGCCUCAAUGCGACCCUGCUUGGCGCUGCGCCCGCCACAGCGCUGCCCAGCAAUGGGGGCCUGCAGUCCCCAUACGAGCGCUACAGAGUCGAUGAUACCAGCUAUGUGCCCAUCGGACAGUUCUAUGCUGGACGAAGCGUUUUCAUAACGGGCGGCACCGGCUUUAUGGGCAAGGUGCUCGUGGAGAAACUGUUACGUUCAUGUCCGGAUAUAAGAAAUAUAUAUCUGCUGAUACGACCGAAGCGCGGCCAAGAGGUCUCGGCGCGCCUCACAGAACUCCUCAAUGCACCGCUAUUCGAAUCAUUGCGCCGCGAGAAGCCGAAGGAAUUAAGCAAAGUCAUACCCAUAUCCGGCGAUAUAACGUCGGAGGAGCUGGGCAUCUCAGAGAGCGAUCAGAGCCUACUUUGUCGCAAUGUCUCCGUUGUCUUUCACUCAGCUGCCACAGUGAAAUUCGACGAGAAGCUCAAGCUGUCAGUCACAAUCAAUAUGCUGGGCACAAAGCGGUUGGUCGAGCUCUGUCAUCGCAUGAUGUCCCUAGACGCACUCAUUCAUGUAUCCACUGCCUAUUGCAAUUGCGAUAGAACCGAUGUAUCAGAGGUCAUCUAUGCACCACCCUAUAAUCCCGAUGAUAUCAUCUCAUUAAUCAACUGGCUUCCGGAGGAUAUACUUGAUCAGCUGACACCGCGCCUCAUUGGCAAGCGUCCCAAUACGUAUACAUUUACAAAAGCCUUAGCGGAGCAUAUGUUACUUAAGGAGGCUGGAAACCUGCCCGUUGCCAUUGUGAGGCCCUCAAUCGUGACUGCCAGCCUGAAUGAGCCGUUCGCCGGCUGGGUGGAUAACUUCAAUGGGCCAACGGGUCUAGUCUCGGCGCUGGCCAAGGGCCUCUUCCGCACGAUGAUGUGCGAAAAGAACUAUGUGGCCGAUAUGGUACCUGUCGAUAUUGUGAUUAAUUUAAUGAUUGCGGCCGCCUGGCGCACAGCGACGCGUAAAUCCAAUAAUUUACUCAUCUACAAUUGUUGUACCGGCCAGCGUAACCCCAUCAUAUGGUCUGAGUUUGUCAGAUAUGCCAUGUCCAGCGUGCGCAAGCAUCCCUUGGAGGGCUGUCUGUGGUAUCCAACUGGUGACCUGCGCAUGAAUCGUCCAAUGAACACGCUGAAUUGUAUAUUAAAACACUUUCUACCAGCUCACAUACUGGAUGCAGUGGCGCGCAUCAUGGGCAAGAAGCCAUUUGUUGUCAACGUACAAAACAAAAUUGCCAAAGCUGUCGAAUGCUUAGAAUAUUUUGCCACGCGCCAAUGGCGCUUCAAGGACGACAAUGUGAAUGGCCUGCUGCAUACGCUCAGUCCCAAGGACCGUGAGAUUUUUGUGUUCGAUGUGCGCAACAUCGACUGGGACAAAUACGUGGAGCGCUAUGUGCUGGGCUUCAGGGAGUUCUUAUUCAAGCAGCGGCCCGAAUCGCUGCCCGCCAGCAGAAAGCGUAUGGUCAGGUUGUACUAUCUGCAUCAGCUGAUAAAAGUGGUUGCCGUGCUGCUCACCUGGCGUUUUCUUAUGUCUCGCUCGAAGCGCUUGAAUGACUUGUGGAGCGCAUUUCUGGAAAAUGUGCUCAAGAUCGCGCGUCUAAUACCAUUUUUGUAAUAAUCCGGCUGGCAGAGGCAGCAGCAACAACAACAGCAUAAAUCUUGUCUGGUGAUGUUCUUCUUUGCAAUUUCUAAAUGCCUACAACAUGGCGUACAUUUUAGAGGUUUUUAGCAAAUAAUUAUAAUCAUAUUUUUAUAUAUGUUAAACGAGUAAGCAAACCCAACAGUCGGGUUCAUUAAGUAUGGCAUCCGUGAAUAAGAAAAGACGAAAACACACAAAUGCUGCAGAUGCGGUGACCCAGGUGUCUGCCCGCGCCUGUUCACCGGUCGGAUGUGCAAUUUUUGAGAUAUAAAUAUAUAUACAUAAUAAUAUAUAUAUUGAAAUGCCUCUCAAUGGGUGUCGGUUCUCUCGUUGGCGAGUUAAAGACGUAAUUUUUGUAAAUUUUGUGCAGUCAACUAAGUAAAGUAAUACUAUUAUAAUACGAAUCAAAUAAAGCGUAUAUAUAAU
Drosophila arizonae is the source of this 2537-nucleotide messenger RNA. RefSeq names its product putative fatty acyl-CoA reductase CG5065. The record is from RefSeq and is a predicted model, not a curated record. Gene Ontology annotation, molecular function: alcohol-forming very long-chain fatty acyl-CoA reductase (NADP+) activity. Gene Ontology annotation, biological process: long-chain fatty-acyl-CoA metabolic process. Gene Ontology annotation, cellular component: peroxisome. NCBI's taxonomy places the organism in Eukaryota, Metazoa, Arthropoda, Insecta, Diptera, Drosophilidae.